UUGACAGAAAUAGUUAAUCAGAAAUGUUUUUGAAUAAAAAAGUGUAAAUAAAGCAAAACCGCAUGGAUGUGAAGUUUCAAAAAUCAGAAUAAAACUUUUUCCUGAAUUUACUAAAAACUAUCACGAAUUGAAAGUUAAAGAACCUGUGCUGAUCCUUGAAUUUGUGAACUUUCGAUUUAUGACAAGAGAGUGAAAAUUAUGGAUUCUAAUUUUAAUGAGCCCUCCAACUUUAUGUUAAAUCUAACGUCUGGCCCUCCUAAAAAGCGAAAGAAAAAGAUUGAUCAACAAUAUUCUAAAGAUGUUCCUCUUCCUCAGUCAUCCAAUAUCCAACAAUUGUUUCCUAAGAAAAACACAGAAAUGUCACCUCAACCUCCUAAGAAAAAUUUUCAAACCUUCAAACAGAAAACAGUUCAUCCUGAAAAAGGAUCAGAUUCAACAAAUGUUAAACAAAGAGCAGUUCCUCAUGGAAAGGCAUUUUCAUCUUUAUUUAAGAGUAAUCCAGAAGUACAUCCUUUAGUUGUAAGAAAACAGAGUUCAUUGUCUGAGCCAUUAUUUUCUGCUAAGACUUUUGAAGAAAUGAAUCUUCAUCCACAUCUGAUUUCUUGUUUGAAGAGUAGAAUGGAUAUUGUUAGAAUGACAAAAGUGCAAGAAAACACAAUUCCAGUUUUAUUAGAAGGGGAUGAUGCUCUUGUAAAAUCAUGUACUGGAUCUGGUAAAACAUUGGCAUAUGCCAUUCCAAUAAUUCAAAAGUUCCAAGAAAUGGAACCCAAAAUAAAGCGCUCUGAUGGUGUACAUGCUUUGGUUAUAACACCUACUCGAGAGCUUGCAAUUCAGUCUUAUGAAACUUUUUCCACCUUAACAAAAGCAUUUACUUGGAUUGUACCUGGGUACUUAAUUGGCGGUGAGAAAAAGAAAUCUGAAAAAGCAAGAUUGAGGAAAGGUAUUAAUAUUCUUAUAUGCACGCCUGGACGUCUUCUAGACCAUUUAGAUAAAACUUCAUGUUUAUCAUUAGAAAAAAUAUCUUGGCUUGUUAUAGAUGAAGCUGAUAAAUUAUUAGAAGAAGGCUUUAAAGACUCAGUGAGAAGAAUAUUGUCAAAAUGUAAUAAAGAACGAAAUUCUGUGUUACUGUCUGCCACUUUAACGAAAGAAGUUGAAAAUUUGGCUGAUAUGAGUCUUUCGGAUCCAAAGCGCAUUGAUGUUGCUUCUGGAAUGAAUCCUACUCAUUUUGAAGACUUUGCAAUCCCAUCAAAUUUGAAACAAUUCCUUGUUGUAGUACCAUCAAAGUUACGUUUAGCAUCAUUAUCUGGUUUUAUCAUUGACAACUGCAUGAAGAGCAGUAUGAAAGCUCUUAUUUUCAUGUCUUCUCAAAACACUGUUGAUUUUCAUUAUAAUCUCUUUACUGGUGUUCUUGCACCUUUGUUAUUGAACAAAGGACAUAAAUGUAAAUUUUUUAGGCUUCAGGGAAGCAUGAAACAAGAGGAAAGGACAGAGAUAUUCAAUAUAUUCAAGAAAGAAAAGGAAGGUGUUUUACUUUGCACGGAUGUUGCAGCUAGAGGACUUGAUUUACCUUACAUAGACUGGAUUGUACAGUAUUCAGCUCCUUCAUCUCCUGAAAUUUAUGUUCAUCGUAUUGGUCGUACAGCUCGAAUUGGGAAACGGGGAAACUCUUUGUUGUUUUUACUACCAUCUGAAGCUAAAUUUUCACAUCUCCUUGCAGAACAUAGAAUUAAUUUUGAAGAAGUUACAACUGACAAGUUCUUGCAACCACUGUUGUUGAUAUCAGAUUUGUUUAAUUUCAGGUCUAAGGUUACUGCAGAGGACUGUGCCACUGCAUUGCAGACAAGAUAUGAAAAAGAAGUUCAUGAGGAAAAAGAGUUGCAUGCCUGUGCAAAAGAUGCUUUUGCAAGCUAUAUUCAGUCUUAUGCAUCAUAUCCAAAAGGACUUCGACAUGUUUUGCCAUUUAAAGCUCUUCAUUUAGGACAUGUGGCAAAGAGUUUUUGUUUAAGGGAGGCUCCUUCUAAUUUACGUGGAUCAGUGCCUCCAAAGAAACAUAAUGGGAAACGCUCAGGUUUUGACAGAAGUUCUGAGAAAUCAAAACCCAUGAAAAGGAAGUUUCAGGCUACUGUUUCUGAAUUUGAUAGUGGUUUAUCAUUUAUUUCUUCUGGUUCAGGACAACAAAAAAAGAAAAGGAAAAAGAAUUAGUUUUAAGCUAUAUUAACCAAUAUGUAUAUAAACUUUAAUUUUUAAAAUAUGUUUAUAACUUAUUUUGUUG
Parasteatoda tepidariorum (common house spider) is the source of this 2272-nucleotide messenger RNA. Its product is annotated as ATP-dependent DNA helicase DDX31. The record is from RefSeq and is a predicted model, not a curated record. Gene Ontology annotation, molecular function: ATP binding; RNA helicase activity; nucleic acid binding. Lineage: Eukaryota; Metazoa; Arthropoda; Arachnida; Araneae; Theridiidae.